Messenger RNA from Sphaeroforma arctica JP610, 750 nucleotides. RefSeq lists its product as hypothetical. The coding region runs from base 91 to 612 and encodes 173 amino acids. The record is from RefSeq and is a predicted model, not a curated record. Gene Ontology annotation, molecular function: phosphatase activity. Gene Ontology annotation, biological process: dephosphorylation. The transcript has 6 exons. NCBI's taxonomy places the organism in Eukaryota, Ichthyosporea, Ichthyophonida.
UAUGUGUACAUAAUUAGAAAUAUGUUUGCAGCAAAAUGAAUCUAUCUAUUUAUUUCACGCUUGCCAGCCUCGUCCCGCAUUCACAACACAAUGUCGUACAAUUUCAGUCCCAUCUCAUCCCGCGACUCGAUUGCGUUCGCCUGUUCUCGUCCUGGGUUCGCGAAAGACAAUGAAAGUCCGGGAGCAGUAAAAGAUGAGGACAUUAAGGGAUGGUGCGAGUUUAUACACAGCAAAGGAGUGAAGCACAUUGUCAGUCUACUUGGCGAUGACGAGGCUUUGUGGUAUGCCACGCCCAUUGAUCAGCUGCUGGAGAAGAACGGGUUUGAGUUGUCGAAGUACACCAGAACAUCGGUCUUUGUCGACGGUGCGGCUGAGAAAAUCAUCAAUGGCUUCAAGCACGCCGAUGAGUGCAACGAACCGUUUGUUGUCCACUGCUCCGGAGGAGCUGGACGUGCAUCUGUGGGAGCGGCCCUAUGGUUAAUGCACAAAUAUAACUUGAGUGCCGAAGAAGCCGGGGAAGAGAUUGUCAAAGCUGCCACUGACGGCGUGAACAGGAAGCCAUCGGCCGAAAAAGCCGAGCGUCUUUUCAAGACAGGCACCUUGAAAAAGUGAACUAACUGAUGAAUACCAAAGUUUUUGUGCAGUGUGGAGAUUAAUUAUAAUUCAGAAGUCAAUAAAUUUGAAUGGAGAUAAUGAUUGUAGUGUGGCGUGAGGAUCAAUCGGCGUUUGGAAAAAGUAGUGGACGAUGCG